AUGGGAGUUUCAUCUAUUGCACAAAAAUGGCAAAUACAAAUUAUUCAUCGUAGUCUACUUGAUAUUAAAAACUCUCAUCCUAAUGUAACAGCUAUUGUAAAUGCUGCUAAUGUAUAUAUGAGAGGAGGCGGAGGUCUUGAUGGAGCAAUUCAUAAGGCAGCUGGUUCACAAUUAUUAUCUGAAUUAAAACAACUUGUACCAGAUAAAACUAAAACAGCACAAGUUAUUAUUACAAAAGGAUAUAACACCGGUUUUUCACAUCUUUUACAUGUUGCUGGUCCAGUUUAUUCGUCAUCAAAUCCUAAUGAAUCUCGACGACUACUUGAAUCAACAUAUACAAAUGUGAUACGAGAAGCUGAUAAAUUAGAAUCAAUUACUGAACUUGGUUUAGCAUCUAUUAGUACGGGUAUCUAUGGUUAUCCAUUGGAUGAUGCAGCACCAGUUGCUAUUUCCACAGUUGCUCGAGAAUUAUCAGAAGCACAAUAUUUAAAAACAGUUGUUUUUGCUAUGUUUGGAAAACAUGAAUUUGAUGUAUUUACAAAAGCAUAUGAACAAUGGAAACAAAAAUCUGAGAAAGAUUUGUAA
This is a messenger RNA of Adineta steineri, 585 nucleotides long. The record is from the annotation of a GenBank genome assembly. Lineage: Eukaryota; Metazoa; Rotifera; Eurotatoria; Adinetida; Adinetidae.